Coniophora puteana RWD-64-598 SS2 is the source of this 543-nucleotide messenger RNA. Its product is annotated as DnaJ-domain-containing protein. The transcript has 5 exons. Lineage: Eukaryota; Fungi; Basidiomycota; Agaricomycetes; Boletales; Coniophoraceae. The record is from RefSeq and is a predicted model, not a curated record. The coding region runs from base 1 to 543 and encodes 180 amino acids.
AUGAUAGGUCUCACCCUGUACGACGUCCUUGGUUUGACCCCUACUGCAACAACGGAUGAUGUUCGCAAAGCCUACAAGAUGAAGGCGAGAGAAACACAUCCGGACAAGUUAACCCCUAAUGCCAGCGAUCGCGAAAGGCGCGCGGCAGAGGGAAAGUUUCGCAAUGUGUAUGAUGCAUUUCAGGUGCUGAGCGACCCAGUGAAACGUAGGGCGUACGACGGCCGCAUACAGGCGGCGACAAACAACGCAAAUAGGUGGGAUGCUGAGCGUGAGCGGAUAAAGCAAGAGAGAGAGGAAUGGGCCCGACAGGCCAAAGAAAGAAGCGAAGCCCGACUCAAGCAACGAGCAGACUUGGCGUCCUCUAUUCGGGACAUGAAGGACGAGAAAGCGGUGUACAACGAAGUCGUAGAUAAGAUAUAUCAGGAGCUGGUGGAUAGCAGCCCGGAAUGGGCCAUUCGAAAGAAGGAGGUUUUGCAGCGAAAAGCGAUAGCUGAGAAGAACGCUUCCACUCGCGCUUUACCUCGGCGACAAACUACUUUAUAA